Messenger RNA from Apiotrichum porosum, 591 nucleotides. RefSeq lists its product as uncharacterized. NCBI's taxonomy places the organism in Eukaryota, Fungi, Basidiomycota, Tremellomycetes, Trichosporonales, Trichosporonaceae. The record is from RefSeq and is a predicted model, not a curated record. The transcript has 6 exons. The coding region runs from base 1 to 591 and encodes 196 amino acids.
AUGGUCAAGCUCCCCACCUCCUUCCUGGGUGUCCUGCUCCUCAGUCUCGGUGUUGACAGCGUCAUCGCCGUGCCCGCGAACGGCACCCUGCCGGUCAACAACGUCACGGCCCCGGCCAUCGAGUAUCCCCUCAAGAACCCGCCCAAGAUCACCGUGCCCAGCUCCAAGUCGUGGUGGGUCCUGGACGACAUGAACUUUACGACGACGGCGGGCGAGGUCGGGACGGCGCACAACAACGUCAACUGGACAUGGACCAAGGACGCGUCCAACCCGCCGACGCUGGGCCUGGUGUGGUUUGUCCUCCGUAACGCCGACACGUCGGUCCUCGCAUCCCCCACGGGCUUUGCUGGGCUGUCCGACUUUCGCCAAGACGAUGCCAAUGGCCAUGUCAACAUUGGCUUCACCAUUAACGGGAGCGAGUUCCCGGCCGCACCAAACUACACGAUCCAGUUUGUGCGCGAGAGUAACUGGUCUAUGGUCUUUGCCGAGUCGGAGCAGUUCGAGAUCAAGCCUGUAGGCAGCGCACUCCCGCCCGGUCUGCCCGCGCCGAGCAGCGCGCUCACACACACCAACGGCGUGGUUGCGAGUUAA